AUGGCGAGGCACCCGAGCUUGUGGCUGCCCGCCCCCCGCCCUCCGCCUGUGUUAUCUUGUGCCGUGUCUGGUGCUGUCUCUUGGUAUGCUCUGCUCAUGAAGGCGCAAGUCUCACUUUUGGUGGCCGUGUUGGACGAUGAACAGGAUGACGAGCUGGACGAGUCAAUCGGUAUCGAGGCCAAAGCGGGGGCCUUGGAUCUGGCCGAGGACGAGCCGGUUGGCGAGAGCCUGCGCUGGGCUGCCGAUAACGAUUACGAGCGCCGUAGCCACCUCUCGGUCAAGCACGACCAUGCACUGCAGAGCAACUCCCUCUGGGGGGUUUUGAAGAAGAACAUUGGCAAGAAACUCUCCCACAUUGCCAUGCCCGUCACCUUCAACGAGCCCCUCAGCGCUCUGCAGCGCCUCUGCGAAGAGCUUGAGCACAGCCACCUCCUCGACAAUGCUGCGGCUGCUGCCGAUCCUCGCGAGCGCCUCAUGUGGGUGGGCGCUUUUGCCGUUGCCUCGUACGGCAGCUCUCAUUUUCGCUCCGGGCGUAAACCUUUCAAUCCCAUUCUUGGCGAGACUUUUGACGAAGUCCGGCCCGAGCGCGGCUUUCGCUUUUUUGCGGAGCAAGUUAGCCAUCACCCGCCCAUUAGCGUGUGCGUGGCCGAAUCCUCCCUCUGGACCUUUUAUCAAGAGGCGGGUGUCAAGUCCUCUCUCCGUCCCUCCAGCCUCAAGGUUACUCCCCAGGGCUUUAUUCGUGUCUCUUUUCCCGCGUACGAUGAGACCUACGAGUGGCAAAAAGUGGUGACACACGUGGAAGACAUUGUUUCCGGCAACAAGUGGGUCGACCACCACGGCCGGAUGUGUGUCGUCAACUGUCGCACGGGUGAUACGUGCAAGGUCGAGCUCUUCCAGUACUCGCGCUUCAAGAAGAGUCAAAAGUAUGCCGUCAAGGGCACGGUCAUUGACGUGGCUAACCCUAAAAAGCCGUUUGCCACCUUUUCCGGCAAAUGGAACGAAAAGCUGGUGCGCGAUGACACCCAGGAGGAGUUGUGGACCAAUCCCGUGCCUGAACAAGAAUCCAUUGAUCACGAGUUUGGCUUUACAAAGUUUGCCAUGGAGCUGAAUGAACUGCCGCCCGAGGGCAAUGGACAACGCGAUUUGCUGCUGGCCACCGACUCGCGCAAUCGCCCGGAUCAGCGCCUUUGGGAAGAGGCCAAGGAAGAGGCUGCCGCCGAAGAGAAACUGCGCGUGGAAGAGCUGCAGCGGGUGCGGCGACAGGAGCUCGAGGCGGAGGGCAAACAACACGAGCCUCGUUUCUUCGAGUAUCGUCGUGUCCCCGCCCCCAAGCCGGCGCAGCUCCCCUCGGGUGUUCCCGCACUCUCUCGCGAGGCUGAGCGCGCCGAGUGGCUGUACAAGGGUGGUUUUUGGCGUCAGAAGAAGGAGCAGUCGAUCAAGAGCCUGCCCCCCUUGUGGUGAAGUCCCGUCACUUAAGGGCUUGCCGCAAGGGUCAGCAUUGAGGCAGCUACUUGCAUUUGGGGUUUAGCUUCGGAUUUGCUUCUUGUUUGCUUUGGUCUUUGAGCUGUGUCUGCCCCGCGACACCAGCCGUCACCCGUCUCGCUCGCAUUCUCCUCCCUUUGAGUUUUGGCUCGCGUCUGUGGUUGGGGGAAGAUGGAUUGGCUGUGGUCAUUUGUUGAAUGGGCCCGUGUUUCCUCUUUCUUGUACUAUGCACUGGUCAACCAUUGGAUCCGAGUACGA
Monosiga brevicollis MX1 is the source of this 1740-nucleotide messenger RNA. RefSeq lists its product as uncharacterized. The transcript has 7 exons. Gene Ontology annotation, cellular component: cytosol; plasma membrane; intracellular membrane-bounded organelle. Lineage: Eukaryota; Choanoflagellata; Craspedida; Salpingoecidae. Gene Ontology annotation, molecular function: cholesterol binding. The record is from RefSeq and is a predicted model, not a curated record. The coding region runs from base 1 to 1461 and encodes 486 amino acids.